Stylonychia lemnae is the source of this 1593-nucleotide messenger RNA. Lineage: Eukaryota; Ciliophora; Spirotrichea; Sporadotrichida; Oxytrichidae. The record is from the annotation of a GenBank genome assembly.
AUGUCGAAGAGAUAAUUGCAAAGCCAAAUUGAUGAAGAAACGUAGAGAAUCUAGUUGCAAAUUAUUGAAAAUAAUCGACUUGUAAAAAAAGUGACUUAUGAUAAUCAAGAGUCAUUUUACAUUGGAAAUAUACUAACUUAGAAAAUUGCUCCUCCCUUAAUAGAUGUUUACAUGAGGCAAUGGCUAAACCCUAUUUAUAAAAAUGUCGUUGUUAAUAAAAUUGAAGAGGGCAGUUCGGCAAAGAAAAAAAAGAAACAUUUUUUUGGAAGAAAGACUCCAAAUAGAUUAUCCAUUUAGGGAGAUUUCAAUCCUCUAUAAGUUGAAUUAUCAGAGGUUUAGGUGCUUGAUACCAAUAAUGGGGUUGAAGAGAAAGUAAGAUUAAAGAAAGAAUAAGAACGAUAAAAGCAAUUUGAGGAAAAGCGAGUUGAAGAAGAACAGUUAAAAGUACAGUAAGAUGCAUAAAAUGAGCUAAUGAAAUAGUUAGAAGCAAUAAAGGGAAAGAGAUUCACAUUUGAUUAAAAUGGUAACAUCUUGCUACAAGACAGUUUAAACAUGAAUAAAAUUCCAAAUCCCCUUCAAAAUAUAAAGGUCUAAAGUAUGAAUGAAACUGUCAGACUUGGAAAUAGAUUUAGUAAAAUUGAAAAGAAUGAAGGCCCAAAAAUAAAAACUCCUACAAUUAGGGAUAUGUUGUAAACAAUGCCUAUUGUGUUUAAUAGACCAUAACCAGCACCAGGAGGAUCAUUCUUUGAUUAAAUUAAUCCUUCUAUUGGUACUAAAAUAUAAGAGGGCAAAAGGAUUAAAGAAUCUGACGAGAAGUAUGAAAAAGUUGUCGGUAAGACAAGCAGAGCUAGUUAUCUUGAAAAAUAAGAGAGAGUGGGUAUGUUUUAGAGUAGUAUGAAGGAUAAAUAUCAAAACAAGAAUGACCCUAAUCAAAGUUAUAGGAAAUAUAAUCUUGGUUUCGUUGAAAAGAUUAGUGAUCGAGGAGAAUAGGAAUAAUCUUCAUUAGCACUUGACCUUAAAAAAUCUAAAGGGAGAAUAUACUUCAAGAAACCAUAAGCACUAAAUGAGCUUUUAACACAGUAAAUGAGUAGGACUUAAAAACUAAAAGGUGGCAGUUAAACUCAUAGGGAAAUGGCCUGCUCUGAUUUAGAAUCAAAUUACUAGCUAACAAUGGAUUAAAAUACUGAUCCAGUAAGGAUAAGUAAAAUGAACUAGAUGAUUAUUAAUUGUGAAAAGUGGGGAUCCUCAUCAGGAGCACUAAUAAUUGAAAGUGCUUUUCAUUUGAAAUCAAAGAAAAAUUAAAAACAUAAUGACGAUAAUGCAAGUUCCUAUCACCCACUCACUGCUAGAUUAAGCUCGAGAGAGACACCAAGAUCAUCAUAUAUGACUAAAAGAGUUAAAAGGAUAUAAAUGAAUAACAAUAAUUUGGAUUAAUUAGCUGCAAAAUAAUCACAUGAAUAAGCACUAUUUACACCCGAAAGUUCCAGAACUUAUUUCAAAUUUGAAGAUAUCAGAUAAGAGUAGAGUAUUAAUAACAAUAAUAAUAAGGCUCCAGGAACUAAAAAAUUUACCAAAGAAAUCAUUAUUACAUGA